This is a messenger RNA of Biomphalaria glabrata, 1736 nucleotides long. RefSeq lists its product as uncharacterized. The transcript has 3 exons. NCBI's taxonomy places the organism in Eukaryota, Metazoa, Mollusca, Gastropoda, Planorbidae. Bases 366 to 971 code for a protein of 201 amino acids. The record is from RefSeq and is a predicted model, not a curated record.
AGUCAACAGCACAGCGCCAAGUAAAACAAAGCUGUCAUGCAGAUAGUUCAAGGCGGCUUUAGGAUUUCGUUUUUUAGGUUUUGGGGCAGAAAUUCUACAAUGAAUAAAUAAGAAAGAAAGAAAAACUUGGCACAGGUCCAAGUUCUGUGGUCUUAAUGGUGUUCGCAGGCCAUUUCCCGUCUGUGGCCAGCUGGAAGUUCGGUAUGAGUAGAUGUUAGCCUAAUCUUCAAAUCUACUUCCUGUCGUCCGGAACCAGUUGUGAUGAGCAAGAAAUUGCAUUAAUAUCAAUCUUGUGAAACUAUUCUAAGUCUGUGGCUUUUAUCUCUGAGAUGUUACGAAGGGAAACGCCAAAAUAAGAAAAGAAAAUGAAGAUCUGGCUACUUCUUUUGCUAGCUCUGAUAGUAGGCUACAUUAGUUUUUCAAACUGCAAAUCCAGUAAAUAUAUGAAACAGCAUAAAAAGGCCCCUUCACAGACAAAACAAAGGUUUGAGAACGACUUUCUCCCAACACUGAAGUUAAAAAGAGUCCACAGAGAGCCGCCCGAUGUUGAGCACGCCUACCACGAGGAGCACAGAGAUCGCCACAUUUCAUUGCCAGACUUCCACGACGAAAGCCACGUUGAGGUGUUUGGUCACGUGUACACGCACGACGGAGAUCUGGUAGGGGCGUCCAAGUCGGAGCUCGGAUACGACGUGGAGGAUUGCCAUGUGUGCAGACACCACGCGGAGGAGUAUUUCCACCAGGAAGGUGAAGGCAGCGGCGUGCACGACUAUGGAGAUUAUUAUGAUCACGAAUACAUGGGCGAUGACAUUGAUUACUACUUCGAGGUCCGAGGGAGAGGGGGUGGUGAAAGAGACGUGGAAGACUAUGUCUUGCUUGAGGAUGAGGACCAAGACUGUUGCAGCUGUAACUGUCAAAGGAGGCACACACAUAAACCACCAUGCAAGAGAGACCAGGAUGGGAGCUGUUAACAUGACUCUUUCUGUUUCUGCCCUCGUCCUCCUUUGCAUUUUGCCUGUUCAGAGUAUUCAUAAGAGGAAAAACUUAUUUUUUGUUAUGGAAAGUGAUACUAAUUGUUCUUCAAAAAUUAAUUCAGUAUUCUUGAACGUAUUACCAAAUGUAAAACAAGGAAUAAGUUAACUUAUAGUUUCAUUGCUAUAGAAACAUUAGUGUGCGCACUACUGAACCAGAGUAUUAUAUUGUCACUUUGAAAACUAAAGUUGCUUUUAAUUGUAUAUUUACGAAUUUCAUAAAUUUGAUUGUAUCUUAGCAUAGCUAAGAUAGCUUCUUAUAAUAAUGCAGUAAAAAAAAAAAUUAAACAAAGCAUACAUCUUUCAUUUUACAAUCUUCUAAAACAAUAAUAACAAUAAAAAAAAACUGACUCGCUAUUUACAUUUGUUUACAAAGAGUCAAAUGGAAUGAACUUUUGAAAUGUAAAGCUAAGCUCUAUUAUAUAUCAUCCUAGGCAAAAGAAUGAUCCGAGAUUAAUUGAAUUAGCUAUACUGUAUAGAAAGAAUUUUAAAGCAUCCAAAAUUUAAAAAAAAAUGAAUUAGUCAAUUUGAAUUUAGAUAUAGUUGAAUGUAUUUGUAGGAUUCUGAUGUUAUAAAUGAAUGUUUAGAUAAAGACUUUGAAAUAUCAAAAAUGUAACAUCUAUAAUGUAUUUGGGAGUCUAGAACAUCUGUGCAUUGGCUGCCUGAAACAUAUGAAAAAAAAAUGAAAUAAAAUGGUUUUGUUUA